ACUCUGGAACGACCCAGAACGGGAGGGACACAACUUUCAACAAAAGGGGAGGAACUAUCAACAGCCGGGUACAUCGGUGGAUGGAUCACAGGGAGGUAAUCCGAACAGCAGAAAACCCCAUCGCACCAACUGACCAACUACAUGGCUGACUGACACCGGAAGUGACAAAAGCAACAUGCAAGAAUGCUCGAAACUGAACACCCAGGACGGUCAGCCUGAUAUCAUCACCUCCGCCAACCACAAACAGUUGGUACUGUCCUCAUACAACCGGACGGAAGGAACAGAGAUCACACUGUCCUGUUACUCUCCCUAUGUCCUUCAUGGUCAAUCAAAGGUCACGUGCCAGUCGGACGGAACCUGGAAUGUGGACACCAUUCCCUUACUGCGGAGCCAAGACUCCGUCUGACGAGGGUAUGACGGAUGAAACUAAGAUUCUGAUUGGUGUGUUGGUCGGCGCGGGUGCGUUCGUCGUCAUGGUGCUUUUAUGCAUUGUAUGCAUUGUUCAGGGAACGGCAAAGUCUCGUCGCCAAAAAAGGGCGGCAAACAAAGGUUUAUACGGAAACAAAGGUAACCCUGCUGGAGAGAUUUCCUACGUUCUCCCUCCGCGUUCUGGUGCCCCUCAGUCGUACAGAGACGAUAGCUUGUACAGGAAUGAUACACAAUACAGGGGAGAUAAUCCAUAUAGAGGAAGCGAAACACCUUCCCGACGUGAUGAACCUCUCACCGAUAAGUACGACAACCGCUACAGGCCUCGAAGUACCAGCGUCGACGUAGCUUACAGUCGUCCUGUAGAUCCCCGUCAACAAAAAGCCCAGUCCGUCACGGGAUCACUGACGAGGGGCUUUCGCGGGGCCGAGAUGUUUUAUAUAUACAAAGGGGACCCAGAACGGUACCGGAAGCAGGGCCGCCGUGCCGACGAACGUGAGAGACCCGUAAGCGAGAUAAACUACCGAACUGAUAAAGCCUUCAGUGACUACGUUGGGAACUUGAGGGGUCCGCCACCCCGGGGAGGGGUGUCUGGCUCAGAGAGAUCGGCCCCUGUGACUCGACCUCACAGAAAAAACUCUGAUCUGGUAGCGGGGGAGUGGCCUUCCCGUACAGAACCAAGAGAUCUCGAAGAGUUUAACACGAGAGCUCUUUUUCACGGUCGUGAUCCAUUCCUGUGGCGUCCUGUGGAUACGAAUUGGGGAUUCCACCUGAAUAGACAAGAUAUAUAGACUGAGACGUAAAUACAAUGAAACGAAAAUAAUACCAGAAGAACUUUGCUAUAAAUCUGGCAUAACUUAUGGAGAUCUUUAAAUUUGUGCAAAACAAAACCGUGCCAAAAGAAACAAAGGAUAAAUAGAAGAACAUAGAAUAGCCAGAAAACAAAGGAUUUCCAGAAACAACGGAACGCUAGAAAACAAAAGAUAUCUAGAAAUCAAAGCUAUCCAGAAAACAAUGUAUAGCAAGAAAACGAAGGAUAUUCAGAAAAAAAGGUCAUCCAGAAAACAAAGAAUAGCCAGAAUACGAUUCUAGUACAGGAAAAUGUUCUCUGAAAUGGAGCUUCCAUACGAAUUAAUGAAUUGGUUUCGGUUAGAGGCUAUUUAUACCUAUUCUGGCCUCAUUGUUAAACAAACCUCGAUUUCAUUGAAAAAUUCAUUGGGAAGUUGGUUUCAGAGGAAGGAAAACUGCUCGCGUCUGUGUUGACAACGUUUGAGUCAUGGAACUGGAGAAAACUAGUCAUAAAUAUGUCACUAUUCUAGUCUACAUGCCCGGAUAUAACAUGUGCGCAUUACUUAGAGAAACAACUGAAGCAAUUAUGACCAGAUGUCAACUUUUAGUGAACGUACUGUGCAUGAACUGACGGUGAAAAAGUUUGAAUCGCGGAGGAAUAUAUCCUUAUAGUGAAACAGUUCGCAUCGCGGAGGAAUAUAUCCUUAUAGUGAAACAGUUCGCAUCGCGGAGGAACAAAUCUUUAUAGUGAAACAGUUCGCAUCGCGGAUGAAUAUAUCCUUAUCGUGAAACUGUUCGCAUCGCGGAGGAACAUAUCCUUAUAGUGAAACAGUUCGCAUCGCGGAGGAACAUAUCCCUAUCUUGAAACUGUUCGCAUCGUGGAUGAUAUACCCCUAUAGUGAACAGUUCGCUUGCGGAAGAAUAUAUCAUUAUACGUAACAUGCUCUGUGACUACCUCAGGUCUACUUCCAGCACUGCUUUAUCGUACGAUUAAUGCGUGUGUAAUUAUGAAAAGUAGUAUUAUAAUAUAUAUGUAUUAUAUUCAUAUAUCACCCUGGUACCAAGUAUAUAUAUUUGGUAUAUAUUACAUUUGUUACAUAUAUAUAUAUAUAUAAUACGUUUUCUGUGGGACCCGAUAAAUAUCCUAAAAUACAAUACUGUUUUUACAUGUUCAUGCAUAUGUAUGUAUCAAAUGGAAAUAUAAGUAUGAUAUAUAAUUUGUAAACAUUAAAAGAAAAUAAAAAAUGACUUUUCCGUAGAUUGCAUUAUGGCAUAAGUCUUGGGCUA
Pecten maximus is the source of this 2502-nucleotide messenger RNA. RefSeq lists its product as uncharacterized. The transcript is spliced from 9 exons. The coding region runs from base 312 to 1217 and encodes 301 amino acids. The record is from RefSeq and is a predicted model, not a curated record. Lineage: Eukaryota; Metazoa; Mollusca; Bivalvia; Pectinida; Pectinidae.